UGCUCCACACCAAGGCAAAGGGUCAAGACAUCAUCGAGAGUGAUAUCCGCGGAGUCGGGCGGAUAGACACCGCAAACCACUCCGGUCAACCAACGGGAAACCUGAAAUUUUAAAUAGUAGGCUAUUUAGUGGAUAUAUAUUUUACAAGUUCGCACCUAAUUUAUAUUGAGAUUAAAGAGUGCAUAGCAUCCUACCAGUGAUGAUGGAACAACUUGAAAUCUGCAUUUUCUCAGCUUUUCUGAUACUAUUACACAGCCCAAGCGCUGCCCCAGUCACUGUGAGCAGCAAUAGGCCCAGAGUGGAGGUCCCUGAGAACACAGAUGCCGUGCUGUCCUGUGUGUUCAAGACGGAGAAAGACAACAAUCCCCGUAUUGAAUGGAAGAAGAAGGGCAAGGAUGUGUCCUUUGUCUACUUUGACGGACAAUUCACAGGGGACUUUGCCGGGCGUGCGAAGAUGGAGGGGGCCACGGUGACCCUGCACAGGGUGACGCAGAAAGACACAGGUGAAUACCGCUGUGAAGUCAGCGCUAAUCAGGACCGGGACAAGCUGGGCGAGACCAACGUCACCCUGAAAGUGCUCGUACCCCCACACACACCCCUGUGCGAGAUCCCCAGUUCUGCAGUAACGGGCAGUACAGUGGAAUUGCGCUGUAGGGACAAACAGAGUGUUCCUCCUGCCAUCUACACUUGGUUCAAGGACAACAAAAAGCUGAGUGUCACUCACUGGGCCAACAUCUCCUACACACUGGACACCAAUACUGGCAUCCUGCGAUUUAACUCCGUCUCGCGGGCUGACACGGGACAGUACCACUGUCUGGCGUCCAAUGAAGUGGGGGCACCAAAGAGCUGUGACGGGAAACACAUGAAGAUUGACGAUGUGAACAUAUCAGCGAUAAUUGCUGUGGUCGUGGUGAUCUUCAUAAUCCUUGCUUGUUGCCUCGGGGUCUACUACGCCUAUCGACGGGGCUACUUCAGAAAAGGCCACAACGGAAGGUCCUUCUGGAUACCAGAGUGUCAUGGCAUCGCCCACAUCAGCAGCCAGAACCUGCACAGAGCAGAUGACAUCAACAACACAAACUACAACCCUCCACAAUAUGCUGAGGACUUCAAACACACCAAGUCCUUCAUGCUGUGAGGACUCGGUGCGCUGUCCCGACCAACAUCCUAACGGCAGAACUGGAUUGGGCGCAACCAUCAAUCCAAAAAGGGUGUGAUCAACAUGCUGGUCAGGGGCACUGCACUGUCUGCUGAGAACAGGCAGGGAGGACAGCACACUGACCUUUCACCCCCUGCUCUACUUCACAGAAAGAUCUAUAUGGCCCACCUACCCCCCUACUGGCCAAUCCAUGAACUGCCUUCCGUUUGCGUAUUGAUCGAAUGUCAGUUGAACCUUAGCCUUAAUCACUGAGAAAAGAAAAACAACCUGCUGUACCACUUUUUUUAUUUUCCUUUGGCUGUACAUAUUGUCUACAUGAGAGUAGAAACCCCUCCACCCUUAUCAGAAGCGGAAAAUCCAGGUUCAGAAAGUAAAAGUUCUUCCUAGUAUUUUGUUCCAAUCACCCAGAUUUUGCUAAUUAGCACAGUUCUACAGCCAGGAGGUAAAACGAAUUGGUGAAAUCAGCAGAAAUCCAUGGGGGGAACACAUGGCAGGAUUUUUACUUUGUGACCCCUGAACUUUCCAACUCUGGCCCUCAUAGCUGUUGUUGCAGUGUCUGUCUUUUUAAGAAUGUAUUGAAAAUGAAAUAUUUUAUCUUUUUAGUGAAUGUUUUUACAUGUGGUUCUUGGUUUUGCAGCUGUUUUAGUCAGAGUGCAAGAAUGAACUGGAAUGGAGUCACCUGUUUUUUUGCACCGAAGCUUUGUGAAUCAGUAUUAAACAUUUAUCUUUUCUUAAGUUUGUUAAUGUUAAACGAUGCCACUUGUUAAACAAGCAAUUUUGAACAUCUGUAUAAAGGUACUUUCCUUAGCAAUCAGCCAGCAUUACCUAGAGCUGGUUUUCUUUGUAAAGUUGUAUGCAAACCAAA
Conger conger (European conger) is the source of this 2021-nucleotide messenger RNA. It is a transcript of the gene jam2a, whose product is annotated as junctional adhesion molecule 2a. NCBI's taxonomy places the organism in Eukaryota, Metazoa, Chordata, Actinopteri, Anguilliformes, Congridae. Bases 200 to 1135 code for a protein of 311 amino acids. The record is from RefSeq and is a predicted model, not a curated record. Gene Ontology annotation, cellular component: cell surface; protein complex involved in cell adhesion; tight junction. The transcript is spliced from 11 exons. Gene Ontology annotation, biological process: leukocyte tethering or rolling.